Bacidia gigantensis is the source of this 576-nucleotide messenger RNA. RefSeq lists its product as uncharacterized. The transcript has 2 exons. The record is from RefSeq and is a predicted model, not a curated record. Lineage: Eukaryota; Fungi; Ascomycota; Lecanoromycetes; Lecanorales; Ramalinaceae. Bases 1 to 576 code for a protein of 191 amino acids.
AUGGAAGAAAGGACUGCAUUCUUCUAUGGGACUCUCAUGGUCCCCCAAGUUCUCCAUCGUGUCUUGUACGGCUCCACGCAGCCACAUCAAUCACAAAUCCAAGCUUUGAAAAUCCAACCCGCAAUGCUUUUCAAGUAUGUUCGCCAUCGCGUCGUCGAUGCCGACUAUCCUGCUAUCAUAGCGUCUUCAGAAGUAUCAACAUCUGUUCGUGGAACAUAUGUGCAGGGUCUGACCGCGGCUGAUAUCUGGCGCUUGGACAUUUUCGAAGGCGACGAGUAUGAACGCGUCAAGGUUUGCCCUCGGAUACUGGACGCCAAUGGUGAGCAAGGUGAUACAGUGAGUGCAGAAACUUACGUUUGGAUCGAUUCAAGGGAGGACUUGGAGCAGGAAGAAUGGGACUUUGAAGAAUUCAAGAGGGAGAAGCUCCAUCGUUGGGUGGGCGUUGGCGAAUGGUAUGAGGAGGUAGACGAGGCUGUCGAGAAGCUAGAAGAUCAAAGGAAUCCGACAGGUGGACGGUUUGUUGACGGCAAGAUGACUGCAGAGUAUGGUGGAGGUGGAGAGAUGCCGGGCAGCUAG